GUGGGUGGUGUUUCCGCUGCUGUCUCCAAGACCGCUGCCGCCCCCAUCGAGCGUAUCAAGCUCCUCAUCCAGAACCAGGAUGAGAUGCUUCGCGCCGGUCGUCUCGACCGCAAGUACAACGGUAUCAUGGACUGCUUCCGUCGUACUGCCGCCUCUGAGGGUGUUGCCUCUCUCUGGCGUGGUAACACUGCCAACGUCAUCCGUUACUUCCCCACCCAGGCUCUUAACUUUGCCUUCCGUGACACCUACAAGUCCAUGUUCGCCUACAAGAAGGACCGUGAUGGAUACGCCAAGUGGAUGAUGGGUAACCUUGCCUCCGGUGGUGCUGCUGGUGCCACUUCCCUUCUCUUCGUCUACUCUCUUGACUACGCCCGUACCCGUCUUGCCAACGAUGCUAAGUCCGCCAAGGGCGGUGGUGACCGUCAGUUCAACGGUCUCGUUGAUGUCUACAAGAAGACUCUUGCUUCUGAUGGUAUUGCCGGUCUCUACCGUGGUUUCGGUCCCUCUGUUCUUGGUAUUGUUGUCUACCGUGGUCUGUACUUCGGCAUGUACGACUCCAUCAAGCCUGUUGUCCUGGUUGGUCCUCUUGAGGGUAACUUCCUUGCUUCCUUCCUUCUCGGCUGGACUGUCACCACUGGUGCUGGUAUCGCUUCUUACCCUCUUGACACCGUCCGUCGUCGCAUGAUGAUGACCUCCGGUGAGGCCGUCAAGUACAACUCUUCCUUCGAUGCUUUCCGCCAGAUCGUCGCCAAGGAGGGUGUCAAGUCUCUCUUCAAGGGUGCUGGUGCUAACAUCCUCCGUGGUGUUGCCGGUGCUGGUGUCCUGUCUAUCUACGAUCAGGUCCAGCUCAUCCUCUUCGGCAAGAAGUUCAAAUAGACGAUUGAUUAACUUCAAUUCGUUUCAGAUGUGACGUUAAUGGAGGGGAGUGAUCUGGCGUAAUUGCCAGAUGCUGAAAAUUUAGAGAUAUGCGUCAAGGGACUGUGUAAUCUUGAGCAUAGAGCACUGUGAUAUUUCCUUGUACCAGUUGUACUUUACUGCCUGCAAGUUUAUUUUAUUUCCUUUUUUUUCCAA
Molecule: messenger RNA, 1071 nt
Organism: Aspergillus nomiae NRRL 13137
Lineage: Eukaryota; Fungi; Ascomycota; Eurotiomycetes; Eurotiales; Aspergillaceae
Product: putative mitochondrial ADP,ATP carrier protein (Ant)
Exons: 2
Coding region: 85-876 (263 amino acids)
Biological process (GO): mitochondrial ADP transmembrane transport; mitochondrial ATP transmembrane transport
Cellular component (GO): mitochondrial inner membrane
Molecular function (GO): ATP:ADP antiporter activity
Source: RefSeq, a predicted model, not a curated record